Corapipo altera (White-ruffed manakin) is the source of this 5154-nucleotide messenger RNA. RefSeq names its product WD and tetratricopeptide repeats 1 (gene WDTC1). Gene Ontology annotation, biological process: negative regulation of fatty acid biosynthetic process. The record is from RefSeq and is a predicted model, not a curated record. The transcript has 16 exons. The coding region runs from base 319 to 2394 and encodes 691 amino acids. Gene Ontology annotation, molecular function: protein binding. Gene Ontology annotation, cellular component: Cul4-RING E3 ubiquitin ligase complex; cytoplasm. NCBI's taxonomy places the organism in Eukaryota, Metazoa, Chordata, Aves, Passeriformes, Pipridae.
CAUCCUCUGGCAGGCACCCAGCCCCUGCCAGGUGCAGCCCCUGCUUUUUGGCUUCCCUUUCCCCCUCCUACACCUGGCACUGCCCUGUCCUCACCUCCCUCUCCCCUUUCCUAAUUGUGACCCUGCCCUGCUCCCUCCUCUGCUCACCAUCCCCUCUCUAAACCCUUCACAGAACCUUUCCCUGCCCCUGGUGGGGGUCCUGCAGCCCCUUUCCCUGGAAGGGGGAUCAGCCUUUCCUCCUCUGCCAGCUGAACUCCUUCCUGGAGCUACUGGGCCGUGUAACUGAAUGCCCUCAGCGUGGAUCUUGGCUCGGUUGGAAUGCUUGGAUGCACAGCAGCUCUUCCCAUAGCUUCUUUUCCUCUGCCCCAUUACAAGAAGAUGGCAAAAGCCAACAUUACCAGAGACAUCAUCCACAGACAGAUCAAGGAGAGGGGAGCGCUGGGCUUCGAGCGGCACUACCACGUCACUGACCCCUUCAUCCGCCGCCUGGGCCUGGAGGCAGAACUGCAGGGUCACUCUGGGUGUGUCAACUGUCUAGAGUGGAAUGAAAAAGGAGACUUGUUGGCCUCUGGCUCUGAUGACCAGCACACCAUUGUCUGGGAUCCUCUGCACCACAAGAAACUCCUUUCCAUGCACACAGGACAUACUGCGAACAUCUUUUCUGUCAAGUUCUUGCCACAUUCGGGGGAUCGGAUCCUCAUCACGGGAGCUGCGGAUUCCAAGGUGCACGUCCAUGACUUGACUGUCAAGGAGACAGUCCACAUGUUUGGAGACCACACCAACAGAGUGAAGCGGAUUGCCACGGCUCCCAUGUGGCCAAACACCUUCUGGAGUGCAGCAGAAGAUGGGUUGAUCAGACAGUACGACCUGCGAGAGAACAGCAAACGCUCCGAGGUCCUGAUAGACCUGACUGAGUACUGUGGGCAGCUGGUGGAGGCCAAAUGCCUGACAGUGAACCCCCAGGACAACAACUACCUGGCAGUGGGGGCCAGCGGGCCCUUCGUGCGGCUCUACGACAUCCGCAUGAUCCACAACCACAGGAAAAGCAUGAAGCAGAGCCCUUCAGCUGGAGUACACACGUUCUGUGACCGACAGAAGCCCCUCCCGGACGGCGCGGCGCAGUACUACGUGGCAGGGCACCUUCCAGUGAAGCUUCCGGACUACAACAACAGGCUGAGGGUUCUGGUGGCCACAUAUGUCACCUUCAGUCCUGAUGGCACUGAGCUCUUGGUCAACAUGGGAGGGGAGCAGGUCUAUUUGUUUGAUCUGACAUACAAACAGCGACCGUACACUUUCCUCCUCCCGAAGAAGUGCCACACUUCAGGGGAAGUGCAGAAUGGAAAAACCUCUACCAACGGAGUGUCGAAUGGCAUCCACCUCCACAGCAACGGCUUCCGCCUGUCCGAGGGGAGGGCACACGUGAGCCCCCAAGUGGAGUUACCUCCUUACCUGGAGAGGAUCAAGCAGCAAGCCAACGAGGCCUUUGCCUGCCAGCUGUGGACUCAGGCCAUCCAGCUCUACAGCAAAGCAGUGCAGAAAGCCCCCAACAAUGCCAUGCUCUAUGGGAACAGGGCUGCUGCCUACAUGAAGCGCAAGUGGGACGGGGACCAUUACGAUGCUCUGAGAGACUGCUUGAAGGCCAUAUCCUUAAAUCCAUGCCACCUGAAGGCCCAUUUCCGCCUCGCCCGCUGUCUCUUUGAACUCAAGUAUGUGGCAGAAGCACUGGAGUGUCUGGAUGACUUUAAAGGGAAGUUUCCAGAACAAGCACACAGCAGUGCCUGCGAUGCAUUGGACAGGGACAUCAAUGCAGCCCUUUUCUCCAAGAGUGAUAAUGCUGAAGACAAGAAAGGGGGAGGCCCCAUCCGGCUCCGAGCCACAGGCCGCAAGGAUUCCAUCUCUGAGGACGAGAUGGUGCUGAGGGAGCGCAGCUACGACUACAAAUUCCGAUACUGUGGCCACUGUAACACCACUACAGACAUCAAAGAGGCCAAUUUCUUUGGCAGCAAUGCACAGUACAUAGUCAGCGGGUCGGAUGAUGGCUCCUUCUUCAUCUGGGAGAAGGAAACCACCAACCUGGUCCGAGUGCUGCAGGGAGACGAGUCCAUUGUGAACUGUCUCCAGCCUCAUCCCAGCUACUGCUUCCUGGCUACCAGCGGCAUCGACCCGGUCGUGCGACUGUGGAACCCCAGGCCAGAGAGUGAAACGCUCAACGGCCGCGUGGUGGUGGACAUGGAAGGUGCUUCCCAGGCCAACCAGAGGCGGAUGAACGCGGACCCUCUGGAGGUGAUGUUGCUCAACAUGGGGUACCGGAUCACAGGACUGACCAGUGGUGGGGCUGGAGGCUCAGAUGAUGAAGACAGCUCAGAGGGGCAAGUCCAGUGCCGGCCCAGCUAAAAUAGAACUGCCUCUCCUUCCUCUAAUUGUUUGGCUGAAAGGGAACCUAGUUUCCUUGGUCCUGGACUCUCUCUGAUGAAUGACUGCACUGUUUCGCACUAUGCACAGAGUAGGACAAGCUGGCAGGGGCAGGAGCGGCCGUCUCUGUAAACCAUCACCUCCUCCUCCUCCUCCUCCACAGCAUGGCAGUGCAGUCCGGGGUUUGCCUUUAGUGGAAUUUAGUCCCAACAGGGGUCUUUGAGUUGUCUGUAAGCAGUGUAACUGGUGAUUAUUUUUCCAGAGCUGCUGUAUGAUGUGGUACAGGGUGAUGUUGCCUGCAUUGCAGAGGGGAUGUUAAAUUCCUGAAUAAAAUACAAACCUAGGGCAGGGGUUAUGGAAUGAAUUUACUGCAGUGAUUCUGAAAGCUUGACUCUGUGCUACCAGCCUGUCUAGAGGCCCCCAGUUUAGGGUUGUUGGCCAUGAAACACCUGGUUUAUCCCAUAACAUCUUUCUUCUGGCUUCCAUCUCAGACACAUUGUCAGCAGAUGUGGCUGUGCUGUACUGAGGACUGGAGAUUGCCUGUCUUGUCCCCCUGUCUUAGCUGAAGGAUUGUUGAAGGCACUGGAUAUGUGCAGCUCAAUGGGGCAGGAUGUGCUUGCCCAGUUCUGGUACUUUCUCCUGUGGUCCAUGAACCCAUGGAGGGAGGUGACAGCAGCGGGGACAGGUUGGGUCAGAGGCUUAGGACUUGUGUAGCUGAAGCUGCUGAGGAAAGGGGCAGGUCACAGCCUCUCUCUCUGUUGCCCAGUGUGUGUAGCUGUGUUCACCUUCUCCUCUCCAUGUCACCAUGUGUGGGAGCUGAGAACGUUGUCACCGUGUGUAUGUUACAACUACAGUUUGGAGCUGUUAGAAGCAGCAUUUCUGGGCAGCCAGCUGCUCUGUCUUGGCCGAGGUGGGCCUUUUCUGCCUCGUUGUUGGUGUGACAUUGGAUGGAUUCGUGAUCCUCUCAGGAAACCUCCUUCCUCUUCCCGCUCUCCACACACUGACUGGCUGCAGAGCCAGGAGUGCACCAAGAAACGCAGCACUGGUACUUCCAUUCCUUCCCCUCUCAUGUAGCACACAGCCCUGUUUUUCCCUCUUGCAGUUGCCAAACACUAAAUACCCAACAGAUCUUACACAGCUGUGCUACAACCGAACCCGCAGAGGUUGUUUUUUUCUAGGACUAUCAACUAAGACCAAAGAGCCCCUGGAGAUCUGAACCGCUCUGCGCUGUCUCGUAGCUCUUCCUGCUGAAGGUCUGAACAUGCCAGCCUUGGUCCCAGGGGUGUGAGGUGUGUGUCUGGGAGUGUGUGCGCAUGUGUGUGUGCUGUUCUUCCAUGUGGUGCAAUCCCUGGUCUUCCUGUUGCUGCUGUGGAAAGAGGAGAGGCCUCCUUUUCCUCCUCUGGCUGUUUCUGGCUGCCAGGCGUUGCUGAGCGAGGCUGCGCAGUGCUGGCUGAGCAAGGGCUGCCUCUCCCUUCCAGAACAGUCUUUGAGAUGAGGAGGGAGAGAGGUCAUGGAGUCUGGCAGCAUCUCUCCAAGGACACUGUUCCCUGCAGGGAGAGAGAACUGGGAUCUCAUCCCUGCCCCUCAGACAGACGUCACCUGCUCUGUCUCGGAGUGAAGCCGAGCCCACCCCGGUUUUGUGAGAACCCCUUGAAACAACCACCUCCCCUCGUGCUCUGGGGUGGCAGAGUCCUCUCCACCUUCUCCCACUGAGGCAGAGCUCACCUGGGACAGGUCACUCUGCUCCCGAGGGCAGCUUUGCUUGUUUUCACACAGAACCCACGACUGUUCAGUUCACCUGUUUGCUGGGGUACAGGCUCCCCCACCCCGGGUGUACCUGCUCUUCAAGACCCAGAGGCAGCAGAAAAUUCUCCUCACUUGGGUGGCUUUCUGACACGCUCUGCCCUUUUCUUUUUUUGCUUAAGGCUUCCUACUAGAUGCAUCCUUUUUUUUUUUUUUAUUUCCCCCUCUUCUCCUCCCACUCAAACUUUUUUUUCAGCUUUCAGUAGACAACGUCUGCAGACUUUGAUUUUUAGACUGAGAGACUGAGAUGGAAAGCUCUGAAGAGAACAAACCUCUCCCUCCCCGUUCACCUUUUGCUGUGGCAGCUAUUUUUUGGGGUUUUUUUACACUCGUGAGACAGUGCAGCUCUUUUACCUGCCAGUUGCAGUGUGAAAGCAAACAGAUUCCCUGCCUCUGCAGUGGGUUGCUGUUUUUAAUGGCUGCUUUGGUUAAAAAAAAAAAAAAAGAUAAAUAAUAAUAGGAGUGAAAAAUCUUUCUGCCUCCAGCCCCUUUUCCCCUUGUUGUGGGCAGAUUACCUGCUUGUCACUUGUUAAUGAGGAAUUUGUAUUUAUUGGUGAAGGGAAAAAACAUGCUGGGGAAGUCGGGAGAAGAUGUUGCUUUAUUGACCUCUGCUGUUUACUUCAACCCCCUCUUUGGGAAAGCUUCUUCCUGCUCUUUCUGGUUAACUCUUUCUAGCCUGGGAUAUGCAGGGAUGCCUCCUUUAUUUUUGUAUUCUAGCAAUGGGCUCUCCGUUAGGAGACUCUAGGAUUCUCUUCGUGUUGCAGUGACCAUUGCUUCUCGCUUUUUUCGAGUACUAAAGAUGAUCAUCUCGUAAACUUUGCCCCUGCAGUUGUAGAGGUAACACACGAGCCUUACUGCCCUCAUUAGUAGGAGCAGAAAACUUGUUUCUCUGGUCCCUGGAAGAGAAAGGGUUAAGCGAUUAAAUAAUUCUUUGUUCUA